AUUUUUCCCCGAAAAUAUUCUUGCUUAAACGUACUUGGAGAGGGAAGAAGUUGAUAAUGGCAAGAGAAAUUGAAUCCAUGGCAUUUAACAUGAGGAGCAAGAUGAGAGGUGAUACUAUAAGUUCAUCCUCGCCUUGCAUCUUCAGGAUUCCCAGCAUACUUCGCAGGCACAAUAAGGAAGCAUACACCCCCAACGCAUUUUCCAUCGGGCCGUUUCACCAUGGUGAGAAAGAUCUCGAAGACAAUCAGAAGAUCAAGUUUGACUACUUACAAGGCCUUCUGAGCAGAAUAGGUGAUCUGGAGACAACACUAAUGAAUUGCAUCGAAGUGAUCACAAAUAACGAAGCAAAAGCCCGAGGGUGCUACGCAGAAGAAAUUCAUAUGACCAAACAGGCAUUCAUUGAAAUGUUGGUGCUUGAUGGCUGCUUCAUUGUUGAACUAUUCAGGAAGCAGGAUGCUGGAGUGGUACCGAGAGGUAAAAAUGAUCCCAUUUUCUCUAUUUCCUGUAUGCUUCAGUUCUUAUGCCAUGACUUGAUUUUGCUAGAAAAUCAAAUACCCUGGUUUGUGCUGGAGCUUCUGUUUAGCUCAACAGGAGGUUCGUCUGAAUCCAAGUCCCUACUUCAACUCGCCUUGGAUUUCUUCGACGACAUGUUUCUAUAUGACCACUCUCCUAUACAACUAGAUCUCUUUGCCAAUGAAGAAAUCCAGCACAUUCUUGAUUUGUUAAGAAGUUCUUUGGUGUUGCCACUUGGAGAAGAGCAAGGCAAAGUAAAGUCAGUUAAAUCAUGGCAGCCUAUCCCUUCUGCCACCAGCAUCAAAGAAUCUGGAAUCAGUUUCAGGAAAGUGAGAUCAUCAAGCAUCCUAGAUGUCAAAUUCAGGAGAGGCACUCUGGAAAUGCCAUCAAUUCGCAUCCAAGAAACCAUUGAACCUGUCUUCCGAAAUCUGAUCAGCUACGAGCAAUGUUAUCCAAACUGUUCUCCCAGAGUUACAUGCUAUGCUAUACUCUUGGACAACCUUAUCAAUAAUGAACAGGACAUGGAAGAACUCAACAAGAGUGGGAUUCUUAUCAACUGGCUUAACCCACAUGACACGACGCAGUUCUUUAAGAUGCUAUACCAUGAUGCUUUUUUGAAAGAGAUUUAUUACCAAAAGCUUUGCUCGGAAGUGAAUGAAUAUCAGAAGAAAUUGUUGCCUAAAUGGCGAGCUUUUUAUACACGCAAUUAUUUUGCGAAGCCGUGGGCCGUUAUUUCUCAGAUUGUUGCUGCUAUCCUUCUCGUCCUAACUUUACUGCAAACCAUUUAUUCCAUGAAGUGAUCAAUACUUGUUUUAAUACAUGUCAUAUCCUGUU
This is a messenger RNA of Rubroshorea leprosula, 1347 nucleotides long. The record is from the annotation of a GenBank genome assembly. NCBI's taxonomy places the organism in Eukaryota, Viridiplantae, Streptophyta, Magnoliopsida, Malvales, Dipterocarpaceae.